AAGCAAUGAUGACAACAGCAGCAGCGGCAAGUAGAAAAGUGUUCUGUUCUUUUCACAAAAUUACUCCCCUACUACAAACUGCCCUAGCUCAAAGAAGAAGCUUUGUUCUUCCAUGGCUCCUCCAUUCUAUUCCCUUCCUCUUUCUCUUCAUCACUCACAGUCUCACCUCUCACUAUGCGUCUUUGUUCAGCCAGAGAAUCCUCAAGGCACCAGGAUUACCAUUAUGGGUUUUGUCUACUGUGACGCAUAGUAGACAGAGUUACUUCUUGCCAGGUAAAUACACAUUCAAAAGCUCAUUCCUUUGGGUCAGGGUUGUUUUUAUAGUAGUGAGUUUAAGAUUGAUAUAUGAUUUGAGUCCUGCAUAAGUGACAACCAAUGUUGGAGAUUCAGUACACAGCAGUGCUUCAAGAAGUGAAAAAAGAAAAAAUUUAUAAUGUUUAAAUGGCUUCGUCCAGGUUUGAACCGGACACCUUGAGUGUGUUAGACUAACAUGAUAACCAACUACACCACAAAACCAUUUGUAAAGAUUACGUAGUUGUUAUUAUUAGUACUAAGUGUUCCUUAUAAUGCAGGUUUAAAAUUGUGCAGCCAUUUUAGAGAAUCUGAGAUGUAAGUUCGGUACGUUUUUCUAUUUCCCCAGUUUCUGUGAAGUUUAGUUGAAAUUUCGGUUAAGCAAAACCUAAACUGAUAUAUCAUUUGGGCUUCGAAUUUCGACAAUGAAACACUAGUUUUAAUCUCAACUAAUUAUUGAUUUUGGGUCUAUAAAUACUCGUUUGUUUCAUUUCGGUUGAACCAGAACCCAAAUUGAUCCCAUGCCUUCUUUCUUAAAGUGGAUACUGAUUCUUGAAAAGUUGAGAUUAUCAGAUGAGCGAAUUGUGCUCCACCUUAGCCAUCCAAACAAAGCUCUGUUACUGAUGGAUAUUGAGCUCCACCUAUAUAAUGCUAACUUAUGGAUGGGUUUCAUUUCCAUUAUCAUCAGAUGCUAAGGUUCACGUUCAAUGCAUAUUGAGAGCAAGCUCGCCAAGAACAGAAGAACAGAUCCACUUCUCAGUCAACACAGAACAACCAACAAGUAUGGAGUCUACAAGCUUGAAAUCCCCAACGGUCGAAGCAAUCGACUGUGUCGAUGAUGGCUCAUCUAUUCAAUCAAUGUGUCAAGCAAGUUUGAUCAAGUCCCCAGCUUCAACCUGCAGCCUUCCUGGUCUCAGAACCACAGGAGACCAAAUCUCAGGGAAAUCUAGGCAGGCAGAAUUUCUGCAUCUAGAACUUCAGUGCCUUGAGUUACAAGGCAAUCGAAAUUUCUCGAACUCUUUGCAGGAAGGUGAAGGAAAGGUUUCCUCCAUUGCCUCCUGUUGCUCCACCUUAACAUAUGGGGGAGGGAGGAGAAGCUUACCAUCGUCUUAUAUGUUUGUACUCUGAUGACAGCUAAAGUAAACUGUUCUUCUAUUAGUUGGUUGGACUAUACCAAUUUACAUUAUAACAGAACAAGAUAAGACGCAAGUCCAUGAUAUAUGUCAGGUUCUUUUCAGAUGUUUCAACAAAAUAUUAGCUCCUGA
Messenger RNA from Linum trigynum, 1556 nucleotides. The record is from the annotation of a GenBank genome assembly. Lineage: Eukaryota; Viridiplantae; Streptophyta; Magnoliopsida; Malpighiales; Linaceae.